UCCAUCAUUGCGGCGCGUCCUCCUGUUUCGUCCCUGCUACAGUGAUGCAUCUCGUUCAUGCCUUCGAUACGUCAAGCAGCUGUGAAGGACUGACGACGACGAUGACGAUGUUGCCGUGAAGAGAUGCGAUGCAGAUAGUCUAUCACUGACGCCGUCUCGGAGCUUGAUCGCGCAUCCCUGCUCCGCAUCUUGACGUCGACGCACGCGACCAUCACCACCACCAGCACCCAUCCUCCCGCCAGGACCGAGGACAUGAGCUCGCCGCAAUGGCUCACUCAAGUCGUGCCGGCACGUCUGUCCUUCCUGGCCAUCUACAAUCCCUCCCUCGGCCUUACCGAUGACACCUUCAAGGACCAGGCCCUCUUCUACUUCUCGCGCAGGGCCCACGACGCACGACUCGCAGUGAAGAAGAAUGGGCGCAGCGACGCUGCUGGCGGCGAUGCCAUUCGCGAGGAAGAGAAUGAGAAGCUGCGGCAGAUUGGUUUGGCACAAGGCAUGAUCGAUUUUGCACGGAGCUUCUCGGAUAGGGAAGCUGUGGAUUCCAUCGAUACGGAGAAGUCACGCAUCGUCCUGCACGAGUUGGAGGCGGGGUGGUGGGUGCUGGCGUCCAUCGAUCUCACGAGAUUGCCUGGAGUGCCUUCAGCUACCUCCGAUACGGCGAAGAAGGGCUCUGCAAAGGCCGAGCCGAAAGUGAACGUCGAGUACUCGGCCCGGGAGGUCAGUCCACCAGCGUUACUCAUUCAGCAGCUCAUUCAAGCGCACCAUAUCUUCUCCCUGCACCAUGGUCCUUCUCUCGCCCAGCUCUUCGUUCGCAUGCAACGCGAGAAGUUCUGCAACGCGUUGGACCGAUUCUGGACUCGCUUCUGCCGCACAUGGGACGUCUUACUCCACGGCAGUCCUGCGACCGACAUCUUCACAGGAAUCAAGCUCUCCAGUGGAGGCGAGCUUGGAAUGGGCGUGGGCGAGGAAGAGUGGGGCAGUGGUGAGCGGGACGUGCUCGAAGACCUUGUGCGGCGGACUGAGGGACUGGUUGACGUGGUCGCCGCUCGGUUUGGUGAGCCCGCCCCAGCCAAGGAAGCUGCUGCCGUUAGCGAGUCAGAAUCAUUGCCUUGGUUGGGUGGCGGUAAUUAUCCUGUUGCAUCCGAUGGCAUAAUUUUUGGUGGCAUUGGAGCCAUCACGAAACCUUCGCUCAGAAAUGUGUCUCUCUGGAUGCGGCAGAUCUAUACCUAUGGCGAUUAUGCCUACGGAGUCCGCGACAACCCACUCCGCGAACGAAGAAGACGCAGGAAGCGGCAAACUCUUGUUCCAGAUCUAGGCUCUGAUUUCGUCGACCAGUCGGAUCCGAAGACAAACAUCCCAAAUGUACCAAUCAGUACUUCGGCGAAGGACUUCGGGACGGGAAAGGCGAGACGGAUACCAGAAUCGCCUCCUGCAGUAGAUGGGACUGAAGACCCAUCCGCCGAGGACGAUGCAGCUAGUGCAAUGGGGCGGCCAGGCAUUCCCCCACCCAUUGUCAGCGCAGCCGAGACUUCGCUCACGCGGGCUACGAGAGAAGCCCAGACUACGACGACUGAAGCUUCCUCGAACGAUGAGACCACUCUCGGUGUGCCUGAUCAAUACAUGAAGUAUCUCACUUUCGGCAUUAGUACACUGGUGAAAUCCAAUCAGAAGCGACCUGAGCCGCCGAAGAGGACGUCGACAUCAAGUUCGAAGACAUUGACUCAGCAGCGGCACGCAGCUUCUAGCAUGUCCAAGCAGAAAGAGAACCUGGAAACCGGUGACAGCGGGCUGACACACGUCGAUCCUCUACCUGACGGCGAAACGCUUCGGACGAAAAUUGAUAUUCAGAGGCGGCUUGAGGAGAAAGGGCACUUUGUAAUCGGCUUGCGAGGAGACCUCGACGACGUUCCAGAUGAAGGCGAUGCGCCUAUCGAGGAUUUUGAGGACGAAGAGUCUGGCGGGUUGCGCAAUGUCUUACGGUCUGUCCAUGUACAGCUAUCAUCAAAGGCAUUGGAAGACGAAGACCAGACUUCGUUACAGCGCAAGUUGUCUGAUGCUGGCUUAUCUUCCGAGGCUGAGGGAUGGGACGACUUCAAACGCCAUCGAGUCCUGGUCUACGUUCAUCGCCCGUUCAUGUACUGCUUUCUCUUCCAGCAUCGGACGCCCUCGCUGGCGGUGGCCAGCUUCUACAGGGACUUGCAUCGAAACCUGCUUCCCAUACACAAGCCUCUAUUGUCUUCAACGAGCUACACGAAAGUGGCGCAACGUAUUGACGAUGCGCAAGCGGCAACAUCAGACACAGCUAGCAUCACGAGUGGACAGUCGAGCAACGGCCAAGCUGCACAACCAGCGCCCAUCUAUGACCUACUCUACGACCCUGCGCUUCUUACGAUACAUACGAGUAUCCCUAAUAUUGCUGAGCCCGGCACUCCUGCAGCCGAAGGGAUACUAUCUAGCAAGAAAAACACACCUGCGCCGACAUGGAACAGAAUCGAGGCCUUGAAUGUACACAGCCAAGUCCUCAACACUCUUUCCAGCGUCAAGCGCAACCCUCAGGAAUACGAGCGCACCAGCAAAACCAGUCGCGGGUGGUGGGUGGUGUGGAUGAAACUUCCGCCAUCCGCAAAUGUUGUCAAUGAGGCCGAGCCAGAGGCAGAAGUGCAAUCCGAUGCUGGUAUACCCUCUCCAAAAGAUGCUAAACCAGCAGAUGAGUCCUCCUUUGUCCCGCCAGCGUUACCGAAGGAGGACUCUGGCGGAACUCUGCUUCCUCCGUCAACAAAACAUCCAUCGACAGUCUCACACAAAAAGCCUCCGUCGAUGAAUCGGAUCGCGUUUCUCGUUCGCAAAGCAUCGGAUACCACUGCUCCGGUGAAAUCUUCGACGAGUAGCCGCGCUGCGAGUAGCAUGUGGAGCGCGCUAACUCUUCGACCUACUUCGACAUCCGAUGAGAAUACCGGCGGUGCGGGUGCUGGUUGGGGACCUUCGGCUCUCGCUGGAGGGAUUGGAUUUGACCCUAGAAAGUACGUAGAGGGCCUGCUGAGUUUGAACAGAUGAGCGUUGUCGCUCGCGAGGGUAAAGUUUGAAACACCUGCAACACGCGCAUGGCCUGUUGCGGGAAAUCGCUAGCAGAGAACUAUCCGGACGACAGAACGGACAUACGACGGCAAGGGACAGACUGCUCCACGUUAUCGAUGUCGGUUUUCGAUAUCAGCAUCCUGUCGAAACGCAGCUUAUGGUCCGCGUCAUCCGUGAUGUGGCUCAUAUGCUUGCGCACUUAUAUCACCUACCGGAUCCGAAUACGGCGCGCUAGAGCAGAUUUGCGGACGAUGCCAGAGCAUGGAUUUGGUCUGUGGCAGAUGCAUAUCCCAUCUUGCACUGCGAAGUUGCGAACAGCGUGCAGCGACAAAUAGCCUUUUGCCUGACAUAAGCGCAGUCGUAUCAUUGACCCUAGAAGACCGUUGCAUCUACAACCUGCUUUCGUUUCAUCUCGUCCGCCGCACGAAUUCGUCCGUCACUAUUUCGAGGCCAAGCGCUUUCCCCUCCUACAACAAGCCUUGGACAUCGUGCCACACCUCGGAC
Molecule: messenger RNA, 3579 nt
Organism: Cercospora beticola
Lineage: Eukaryota; Fungi; Ascomycota; Dothideomycetes; Mycosphaerellales; Mycosphaerellaceae
Biological process (GO): vesicle-mediated transport
Cellular component (GO): intracellular membrane-bounded organelle; Mon1-Ccz1 complex
Source: RefSeq, a predicted model, not a curated record